This is a messenger RNA of Cladocopium goreaui, 321 nucleotides long. NCBI's taxonomy places the organism in Eukaryota, Dinophyceae, Suessiales, Symbiodiniaceae. The record is from the annotation of a GenBank genome assembly.
AUGCACACUUUGUUCCUGGGUACUUGUCGUGAUCUACAUGCAUCAACUCUGGGAUACUGGCUUCGAACUGGAUUAUUGGGAGUUGAAGGAGACUGGAACCAACAGUUGCGACAGAUUUCGUUUAUGCUGAAACAAGAUUGUCGUAGAGCUGGGAUACGGGUCACUUUCAAAACCUUCACCAUGUCGAAUACAGGGUUAGAUACGCAGAGCCAGUUUCCGGAAUUGGGGUCAGCAUUCAAAGCGGCUUUCAUCAAGAGCUCAUGUUGGUGGUUCGCCCAGAAGGCAACAGAAAUUGCCAACUCCCGUCCUGAUGAGUCCUAG